Molecule: messenger RNA, 621 nt
Organism: Acanthosepion pharaonis
Lineage: Eukaryota; Metazoa; Mollusca; Cephalopoda; Sepiida; Sepiidae
Source: the annotation of a GenBank genome assembly
AUGAUAAGUAUCAUAUAUUUACAAACCAAUGAUAUUGAAGGAAAUGGAGGUGUGGCACAUGUAAGUGAUCCCACAUAUCUAUCUAUCUAUCUAUCUAUCUAUCUAUCUAUCUAUCUAUCUAUCUAUCUCAGUCUGUUCAGAUCUAUCUAUCUCAGUCUGGUCAGAUCUAUCUAUCUAUCUAUCUAUCUAUCUAUCUAUCUAAAAGAGUUUUGUAUGAAUUUCUCUCAACUGAUUCGCAUCUAUCUAUCUAUCUAUCUAUCUAUCUAUCUAUCUAUCUAUCUAUCUAUCUUAGUCUAUUCAUAUCUGUCUGUCUGUCUAUCUAUCUCAGUCUCUUUAUAUCUUUCUAUCAGCUUUCUUUCCUUCUUUCUUUCUUUCUUUCUCUCUCUCUCUCUUUAUCUAUAUCUAUCUAUCUAUCUAUCUAUCUAUCUAUCUAUCUAUCUAUCUAUCUAUAUAUAUAUAUAUAUAUGCAUAUAUUUUGGACUUUCAGAAAAUAAUUUAUACGUACGGAGGAAUCUAUCUAUCUAUCUAUCUAUCUAUCUAUCUAUCUAUCUAUCUAUCUACUCAAACACAUAUACACACACAAAGACAUAUGUGUAUAUGUAUGUAUAUAUUCAUGUAUGA